UGCAGUCGGUGUUCCUUUUGUUUCGAUGGUGCAAUUAAUAUAAAUUAGGACAGCUGGAAAUCGAAUGCCAUUAUUGCAGCCGGAAUAAGUUGUGGACCUACUAGUAUUAGAGAGCAAUUAGCUGUUCUAAACUGUGAUUACCGGAAAUUAGAAGGUGCUCCUUGCGCUUUAUGCGGGUUCUUGCAAUCUAAUACGACAAUACGAUACGGUACGAUUUGUUUAUGGCUGAGCAAAAAAACAAAGAGCUCGGGGUUGACGAGUCAUUUGUGCGUAUCGGCAAUCUAUAACUGGCCAUUAUCUACCUAUAACUGGCGCUGAAUCUGCUCCAGAUUUGAACACUAGGUUUAUUUACAUUCGCAAGCAAAGAGAUGAGCUAAGUGAAAUAGAACCGCUCGCCAUGUCUAAUAUGGAUCCAAGUGAUGUCCGCAGUACCGCCCAGCUCAUCCUGUCCAACGCUCGGCCGGGAAACAGCGCCUACAACAUGCAGUAUGAUAUGUCACGGGCACAUUCCAUUAACCUGAUUACGGAGGACUUCUUGGCCGGUUACAUGCAGGAUGGCAGGAUGUCCGUGGUUCGAAGAUUUUUCUGCCUCUUCGUCACAUUCGACUUGGUCUUCGUUUCGUUGCUGUGGCUCAUUUGCAUUGUGAUCAAUGGAGACAAUAUAUUCACUGCCUUCCACAAGCAAAUCGUGGAGUACACCAUCUACAAAUCGCUCUUUGAUGUUGUGGCCGUCGCAAUCUGCCGCUUUGUGGUGCUCAUAUUCUUCUACGCCAUAUUGUACAUCAACCACUGGUCCAUCAUAGCGCUCUCUACAAGUGGGUCUUGCUUGUUCCUCAUCUCCAAGGUGUUUGUGUUCGAUUGGCUGGACUCGAAGCAGCAGGUAUUUGAGGUAAUCCUCAUAAUAACCUCGUUCAUACUGGCUUGGGGAGAAGCCUGGUUCCUGGACUGUAGGGUGAUUCCUCAAGAGCGACAUGCCCAACACUAUUUUCGAACUAUGACUUCAAAUGAUCGCACGCCCAUGGACCAGCCUGCCAUUUUGAUUGAGCAAGAACGACCUCCGCAAAGUGUAACUAAUUUUUAUUCACCCAUGGACACGGCGCAUCAUUCAGACGAGGAGGAUGAGUUGGAUGAUGAGUACACACAAAUGGGAUUGGAUUGCCUGCGAAAGGCCUACGAGAUCAUCGAGUCUAGUGAUUGGAAGGUGGAAAAAGUUACCCAAAAAGGCGACACCAUCCAUAGCACCCAGCGCGACAAGAUUGGAAAGAUUUACAAGUUGACGGCCCGCAUCAAGUAUCCCGCAAAGGCUCUGAUGGAGGACCUGUUCUAUCGCAUUGAAGACUGUCCCAAGUGGAAUCCUGCUCUUUUGGAGUCCAAAAUAGUGCGCAAAAUCAACUCCUACACCGAUAUUACCUAUCAGGUAUCUGUGGGCGGAGGAGGUGGCAUGGUGAAGAGCCGUGACUUCGUGAACUUGCGCUCUUGCAGGCUCUUUUAUAAUGGUCAAAUCUGCGAUGACGACGAGACGGCCCAGCUCAGCAGCGAUGAUGGAAACAGCAAUCUAAAUCGCUCUUGCGAGGGUAGUGUUAGUACCAUUUCCGAUGGUGACUCAAACACCCCACUGCUGCCGAGUAGCGUGUCCAGUUGCAAGGCAACGUUUCCCAGUUCAUCCAAGGGAGCACCCAUGCCUUUCGACACUCUGGGCAACAGCUUGGGCGCCAAGAGCUUGGGUCCCAUCGUGAACUUUGACGAGGAGCCACCGCCACUGGACCAGGACGAGUUCGAGGAUGCUAGGGACAAGGUCGACGGCGAAGCGAAUAACAUGACAAAACCAAAUGUACCCAGCGUGGGCAAAACCAAGGACAAGGUUUGGGUCACUUCGGCGAUUAGUGUGCAAUAUGCAGCCGUUCCGCCUACCACGAAAUACACAAGAGGGCAGAACAUUGUCAGUGGGUUUGCGUUUCGAGAAAUCAUUGGCAAGUCCGAUAGCUGCAUUUUGGAAUGGGUUCUUUGCCUAGACCUAAAAGGCUUCAUUCCUCGCUAUGUCCUGGAUGCAGCUCUCACCUCCUCCAUGACCGACUACAUUAGCCAUCUGCGCAAGCACGUCAACGAACUGAGGCAGAGGGGGCGUGGCCGAGCCCCCAGGACCCACUAGGAAAUGAGUAAAGCGUAUUUUAAUUUAAAUCCCAUUGUAUCUCAAGCGAGUGCUGUCCGCAGCCAGGUAUCUAAUAGAAAAGUUGAAACAUUUCAAUAAUUUUGAAGCAGGAGAGCGAGUUCAGUGCUAUAAGUUUAUUGAGUAUUGUAUGUAUAUGUAUGGCAUAAGUUCUAUGUACCUAUAUGCACGGCUUACAUUAUAAAUUUUAUACAUGA
Molecule: messenger RNA, 2364 nt
Organism: Drosophila santomea
Lineage: Eukaryota; Metazoa; Arthropoda; Insecta; Diptera; Drosophilidae
Gene: Start1
Product: steroidogenic acute regulatory protein-like
Exons: 12
Coding region: 398-2149 (583 amino acids)
Molecular function (GO): lipid binding
Source: RefSeq, a predicted model, not a curated record